AUGAUCAUCGUUAAUACAACACAAGAGGUACUUGAAAACAGUUACCGAGUACCGUCUGCAGUGAUGAGCACGGCCCUGACACCCGAUCCCCUGACCACGACUGACAACUCGGUGUCCUUUAACUGGAUAGCUGAUAGUACCAGGGACAGGUAUUACAUAUACUUGCACUUUGCAGAAGUAGUUGAAUUGCUGGUGACGCAGACAAGGCAAUUCAACAUUUAUAUCAAUGACAACCUAUUUUAUGGACCUAUGUAUCCCAUCUAUUUGUCGACGGCGACUGUGUACACAGUGUCCCCGAUUUAUGGUGCCGACCGGUACACUGUUGUGAUUAACAAAACUGCGACUUCUACUCUUCCCCCACUCCUCAAUGCUUUUGAAAUUUAUAAAGAGAUAUAG
Molecule: messenger RNA, 396 nt
Organism: Capsicum annuum
Lineage: Eukaryota; Viridiplantae; Streptophyta; Magnoliopsida; Solanales; Solanaceae
Product: probable LRR receptor-like serine/threonine-protein kinase At5g59680
Exons: 1
Coding region: 1-396 (131 amino acids)
Source: RefSeq, a predicted model, not a curated record